AUGAGGAGAGAAAGUGAGCGGAAUCAAUAUUUACCUUUGAUGACUUAUAUAAUUGCUGAUUAUGCCUAUAGAUAUCACUGGGGAUUUCUAAUCGGGCCAAAGGAGGAAAUGUCUGAGGCGGUUCGUGGUCGGCGCUGCCAUGUGAAAAAUCGACCACUCCAAGGCUGGGUGUAUGACGAUGUGAAAAUAGAGAACGUUCGAAAUUCUACUCAGCUUCUGGUCCGCAUUGUUAUUGCAAAGGUCGAGGACGAGAAACGUCUGAGGAGCCUUCUACGGGAAGUUCCUAUUGUCCAGGACAGCCCAGACUGGAGGUGUCGGACUUGGGUCGCUAAUGCGCUUAGGAUAUUAAAGGCGGACAGCAAAGCGCUAGGGACAUCCAUGCUUGACUGGCGCAAGAUAGAGAUGACUGCACGGGAAUACGUAGCGAAAAAAGUCGCCCAAGGACGUUUCGCAACUUCCGAAGACCUGAUGCAGCCCAAGCCAACUUGGGAUCUCAUCAAUAAUGAGGAGGUGGUUUCUUAG
Messenger RNA from Ustilaginoidea virens, 522 nucleotides. RefSeq lists its product as uncharacterized. The transcript has a single exon. Bases 1 to 522 code for a protein of 173 amino acids. Lineage: Eukaryota; Fungi; Ascomycota; Sordariomycetes; Hypocreales; Clavicipitaceae. The record is from RefSeq and is a predicted model, not a curated record.